GCGUAGUGGCCCAGGUGCUGACGCUGCUGGACGGCAUCCACGGAGACCGGGAGGUGGUAGUUGUGGGAGCCACCAACCGGCCAGACGAGUUAGAUCCAGCGCUGCGCAGGCCCGGGAGGUUUGACCGAGAGGUUGUCAUUGGGACUCCCACACUUAAACAAAGAGAGACGAUUCUGCAAGUGAUUACUUCAAAGAUGCCCAUCUCCAGUCAUAUUGAUUUAGGUCUCCUGGCAGAAAUGACAGUUGGCUAUGUUGGUGCUGACUUGACAGCACUCUGUAGGGAGGCUGCCAUGUGUGCUCUUCUUAAGCAUGAGAAGAACCAAGAUGGUCCUAAUAUUGAAGAAACAGACUUUCUUGAAGCUUUGAAAAAGAUUCAGCCCUCAUCAUUUCGAAGUUCUAUUGGACUGAUGGACAUCAAGCCUGUUGGCUGGGAGCAGAUAGGGGGACUUGAAGAUGUGAAGCUGAAGUUAAAGCAGUGUGUUGAGUGGCCUCUGAAGUUCCCUCAGGAAUUUUCUCGGAUGGGUCUGAAACAGCCAAAGGGCCUUCUCCUCUAUGGUCCCCCUGGAUGUGCUAAAACCACUCUGGUGAGGGCCCUGGCCACAAGCUGUCACUGCUCUUUUGUGUCAGUGAGCGGAGCUGACCUCUUUUCACCGUAUGUUGGAGAUUCAGAAAAGGUCUUGUCUCAGGUAUUUCGACAAGCAAGAGCCAAUACUCCAGCGCUUGUGUUUUUGGAUGAGAUUGACUCAGUCUUGGGGUCUCGCUCAGUCGGCACCUUGGGAUGUGAUGCUCGGGAGCGAGUUCUUUCAGUUCUGCUGAAUGAACUCGAUGGUGUGGGAGUUAGGACGGUAGAGAGAAGAGGGAGGAAAUCAGACCAACAGGAAUACCAAGAAAUUGUUAAUCGGAAUGUCAUGAUUGUUGUGGCAACAAAUAGGCCUGAUGUUUUAGAUGAUGCCUUGUUACGACCUGGAAGGUUGGAUAAGAUGAUCUAUGUCCCCCCUCCUGAUCAAGAGGGCAGGCUUUCUAUUUUAAAAGUCUGUACAAACAACAUGCCAAUAGGGCCUGAUGUUUCAUUAGAGAAGCUAGCAGCAGAAACAUGUCUUUUCUCUGGAGCUGAUCUUCGAAACCUCUGCAAAGAAGCUGCCUUGUUUGCUCUGCAAGAGAACGGACUGGAAGCAACUACAGUGAGACAGGAGCACUUCAGAGAAUCUCUUAGGACUGUGAAGCCAUCCUUAAGUUGGAAAGGCUUGACUUUAUAUGAAAACUUAUUUAAGAAAAGACUCUCUAACUUGGAAGAUAAUUAAAUUUUUAUUUCAUUUAGUUUUUUACUUGCUUGUGGUUUGCAACUUAACACUUUCAUAGGAGAGAGAGACUGAGAGAGAGAGAGACUGAGAAAGAGAUUCUGGGAGAGUGAGAGAGAGAAACUAAAGAGACUGAGAGAGAAUGAGAGAAUGAGAAACUUCACCUGAUUAAAAACUGUUUUACCUCUAAACAGUA
This is a messenger RNA of Cricetulus griseus (Chinese hamster), 1494 nucleotides long. The record is from RefSeq and is a predicted model, not a curated record. NCBI's taxonomy places the organism in Eukaryota, Metazoa, Chordata, Mammalia, Rodentia, Cricetidae.